Molecule: messenger RNA, 1814 nt
Organism: Hemicordylus capensis (graceful crag lizard)
Lineage: Eukaryota; Metazoa; Chordata; Lepidosauria; Squamata; Cordylidae
Gene: SNCG
Product: synuclein gamma
Exons: 3
Coding region: 130-564 (144 amino acids)
Biological process (GO): synaptic vesicle endocytosis; chemical synaptic transmission; synapse organization
Cellular component (GO): neuronal cell body; cytoplasm; axon terminus
Molecular function (GO): cuprous ion binding
Source: RefSeq, a predicted model, not a curated record
GGGGGAAGGGGGAAUAAGUGAAAAUCACAUACAUAUAUAUAUGAUAGUGGGCAGGGGUCUGCAAAGAGAGGGGUUGUGAGGAAGGAAAGAGCCCCUUCAGGAGAAGGAGGCUGCCGUUGUGUGAAUUAGAUGAGGAAACAAGAUGAACAAGAUCUGUUAACUCAGGAAGGCAGAAAAAGAGAGAGAGAAGGAGGAGGGAGGGGAAGAGUGAGUGGAGGAGAGAGAAAGAGAGAGAAAGAAGGAAGGGCGAGGGACAGGCCCAAGCCUGUCAGCGGCCUGAGGGGAAUGAGCUACCAAGGCUGCAGCAGCAAGAAAGGGCCCAGUCAACCAAUACUACUGUUUGGGGCUACCAAGGACAUUGGCAGAGGCAGGCAGGCAAGGGACGGGCUGCUGCUGCGGCUCCUGUGGGGAGGAGCAGGAGUGGGACUCAGGAGGAUUUACAGAACCCAGAGCAGCCUGAAGAGCCAGCUGCUGCUUCUGCAGACGAAGAUGCCCCAGUGGAAGCCACAGAAAUCAGUGCAGAGGGUGAAAAUGAAGGAAAUUAACCCUCCUCGGGUCUUCUAGUAUGAAAAGUGAGAAUCCCAGGAGUAAAUAAAGAAAUGUUAGCUGACACCAGAACAGGGAAAUCACCCAACCCCUAGGCUAACUUCAUUCAGCACUACAGUCUUUCACUUGCCUCAUACCAACAUAUCAUAGAUGUCUGGCAGACUCUUGAUCAUAUGUUAUAGGGCAGCUGUGUGCCACACCUCUUGUGUCCCCCUUGCCGUCUCCUUUGUGGCUUCCUUCCUUUCCCAUCAUCAAGCCUUCCAAACAUGUGGUUGGUAGCCGUGGAUUAGCGCAGCUGUGGUUGGAAUAACUGAUUAAUGUCUUCUGCCCAUUUGCAUCAGCACUUGAGAUCCCUAGAUAUGGUGGACAUAUUUUUUUUUCUAAAGAGACAAAAAAAAAUAAAACAACUUGUUUCAGCUAGAUCUUUGGGUGUGUGUUUUUAUUCCCUCUAUCUGCCCAUAGAGCUUGUCUCCUAUGGCUGGGUUUUUGGUUGUAAGGCCCAAACUACAUGUUACAGUAGCAAACCCAUGAUGUCUUCAAAUGCAGGGGAGCCACUCAUGGCUAAAUCAGGAUGUGGCUGCAUCCCCACGUGUUUUUCUCCCAGGCAGAUUCAUUUCUGGUGCUGGAGCCCAGCUGGGGGAAAAUUGAUUUUGGAGGAUGGAGGAUCAUGGUGGUAGGAAGAGUGGACCGAGGAAGGCUUUACCCAAUACCCUCCCAUGUGCCCACUUAGCUCUGUUUUGGAUGUGACUGGGUCAUACACACAUUUGAAGACAUAGAUCUGCUGCUGUCACAUGUACUUUGCGUCUUAGGGUGCAGUUGUCAGUAUGCCUACAUAUGCUGAAGUUCUACCUAUCAAAAGUAAGGUAGAACUUACUAUCAAAGGACUUUCUCAUUAAAAAUGAUGAUGAUAGAAUGAAUCUAAGGAUGAGGAAGAGAUAAGAACAUGACAUGCUAGUGUUAAGAUGAAGAGGUUUAAUUCAGGAGAGAGCAAAGUGGAUGUGUUGUAAUGGCAGCUGGGUACUAGGUUAAGGUGGGUAAUCCUGCCACAACAAUCCUGGAGUGAACUGAAAUCCCAUUUUGCUUCAUGAACACAUCAGUCAAAAAUUCAGCCCAGGCUGCCUUCAUCUUGUAUUUUAUUGUAGUUUUUGUUUAAUGUGUUUUUAAUUGUAUGGUUUAUCCUAUUGUUGUUUUAUUGUUUUACUUUUUGAGUAGCCCAGAGAACAAUUGUUAUGGAGCAGCCAAUAAAUAAAAUUGUUAUUUAUUAAGUA